This is a messenger RNA of Hemibagrus wyckioides, 4245 nucleotides long. RefSeq names its product tubulin gamma complex component 3 (gene tubgcp3). Gene Ontology annotation, cellular component: centrosome; equatorial microtubule organizing center; gamma-tubulin small complex. The coding region runs from base 127 to 2856 and encodes 909 amino acids. Gene Ontology annotation, biological process: microtubule nucleation; spindle assembly; mitotic cell cycle. The record is from RefSeq and is a predicted model, not a curated record. Lineage: Eukaryota; Metazoa; Chordata; Actinopteri; Siluriformes; Bagridae. The transcript has 22 exons. Gene Ontology annotation, molecular function: microtubule minus-end binding; gamma-tubulin binding.
GUUUUUCGCAACUGUGCGCGCGUUCGGCGGGUUCCGUUAAAAUGGCGAGCCGAUGGAGAGCAGAGUGACAGAGAGCGGAGUGCUUUCCUUUAUCUUUAACACCAUCAGGAGGGAAAUAUCUGCACAAUGGCGGCCUUGGAUCAGAAAUCUCCCAACGUGCUUCUGCAGAGUCUUUGCUGUAGGAUCACCGGGAAGAGUGAAGCUGAUGUUGCACAUCAGUUUCAGUACGCUGUCCGGGUCAUCGGGAGUAAUUACGCCCCCACCAUCGAGCGAGACGAGUUCCUGGUGUCCGAAAAGAUAAAAAAAGAGCUGUUAAAGCAGAGGCGAGAGGCAGAUGCAGCUCUUUUUUCAGAGCUCCACAGAAAACUCCAAACCCAGGGAGUGCUGAAACACAGAUGGUCCAUCUUAUACCUCCUCCUCAGCCUGUGUGAGGAUCCCAGAAAACCGUCUGCCCGGGUGGGCAGUUAUGGGUCACUGUUCGCCCAAGCUUUGCCACGUGAUGCCCACUCCACUCCGUUCUACUACACCCGACCCCAGAGCCUGUCUCUCAGCUACCCCGAGCGCUCAGCACUGGCUGCACACAACGCCUCCAGCAUGGGCACCAGCGGCAUCAGCAGCCUUGGCAUGUACACACUGAACGGCCCUGGCGCUGGCCCCAGCCCCCAGUCCCUGCUGACCGGUCCGCAAGCUGUAGCCGAUCCCGCACGUGGUCCUCGUCUGGCUUGGGCGCUCCCAGUCACCGGAGCCACUCCAAUGAACUCCCGACCCAUGACAGGCCCCGCCCCUGCCCUAGGCUCCACCUCCAGUCCCGCCCCCAGACUCCCUCACAGACCGAGACGGGAUGGCGAAACCGGUGCUGAAAUCGGUGAGGCCGCCCUGGUGCGAGACAUCCUUUACGUCUUCCAGGGCAUCGACGGCAAAUUCAUUAAGAUGUGCACUCCAGAGAACUGCUACAAAAUCGAUUCAAAGGUUCCGAUUUGUAAGUCUUUGCGCGACACCAGUAGCCGGCUAGCGGAGCUCGGCUGGCUUCAUAACAAAGUGCGGAAGUACACAGACUCUCGAAGUUUGGAUCGAGCUUUCGGAUUGGUCGGGCAGAGUUUCUGUGCCUCCCUGCACCAGGAGCUGAAGGAGUAUUACAGGCUUCUGUCAGUGCUGCAUUCACAGCUGCAGGUAGAGGAUGACCAGGGAGUAAAUGUUGGACUGGAGAGCACACUCACUCUAAGAAGACUUCUCGUGUGGACGUACGACCCCAAAAUCCGCCUCAAGACCCUCGCUGCACUUGUCGACUACUGUCAAGGCCGUAAGGGAGGGGAGCUGGCGUCUGCAGUGCACGCCUACGGUAAGACUGGCGACCCUCAUAUGAGAGCGCUUGUCCAGCACAUCCUCGGCCUGGUCUCGCACCCCAUUCUUAACUUCCUGUACCGCUGGAUCUAUGACGGAGAGCUCGAGGACACGUACCAUGAGUUCUUUGUAGCGUCUGAUCCAACAGUGAAGACAGACAGACUGUGGCAUGAUAAAUACUCUCUGAGGAAGUCGAUGAUUCCCUCUUUCAUAACCAUGGAUCAGGCCAGGAAGGUCCUGCUCAUCGGCAAAUCCAUUAACUUCCUGCAUCAGGUGUGCCACGACAGGACGCCGCCCGGCAAAAUCCUGCCUGCCUCCAAAUCUGCCGACUCACCCAAAGACGCGGCUGAGCUGUUCACGGAUCUGGAGGGAGCGUUUCAGAGUAAGAUCGACGCUGCGUACUUCGAGACCAGUAAAUACCUGCUGGACGUGCUGAAUAAGAACUACCAACUGCUUGAGCACCUGCAGGCCAUGAGGAGAUACCUGCUGCUGGGCCAGGGAGACUUCAUCAGACAUCUGAUGGACCUGCUCAAGCCGGAGCUGGCCCGUGCAGCCACCACGCUCUACCAGCACAACCUGACUGGGAUACUGGAGACAGCAGUACGAGCCACUAACGCCCAGUUCGACAGUCCUGACAUCCUGAAGAGACUGGAUGUCCGACUUCUGGAGGUGUCUCCGGGUGAUACAGGUUGGGACGUGUUCAGCCUGGACUAUCACGUUGAUGGACCUAUCGCCACGGUGUUCACUCGCGAGUGCAUGAGCCACUACUUGCGGGUGUUCAACUUCCUGUGGAGAGCCAAGCGGAUGGAGUAUAUCCUGACUGACAUCUGGAAGAGCCAGAUGUGCAACGCCAAGGUGCUGAAGAGCAUGCCGGAGCUGUCUGGAGUUCUGCAUCAGUGUCACAUCUUGGCCUCAGAGAUGGUGCAUUUCAUCCACCAAAUGCAGUAUUACAUCACAUUCGAGGUGCUGGAAUGUUCAUGGGACGAGUUGUGGAAUAAAGUGCAGCAGGCUCAGGACCUGGAUCACAUCAUUGCAGCCCAUGAGGUUUUCCUCGACACUAUCAUCUCCCGCUGUCUCCUAGAUUCCAACAGCAGGUCAUUGUUGAACCAGCUCCGGGCCGUGUUUGACCAGAUCAUCGAGUUCCAGAACGCUCAGAACGCUCUGUACCGCUCUGCCCUGGAGGAGCUGAAGCUCCGAGUGCAGUAUGAGGACAGCAAGAGACGCAGAGUGGAAGAGGGUGAUUGGGGUGUGACGGCGGAGCAGGAAGCGGCAGAGAACAAACGAGUGCAGGAGUUUAAGGACACCAUACCAAAAAUGUGCUCUCAGCUUCGACUGCUCACACACUUCUACCAGGGCAUUGUCCAGGAGUUCUUGCGGCUGCUGAUGACCAGCUCGGAUGAGAGCCUGCAGUUCCUCAGCUUCAGGCUCGACUUCAACGAGCACUACAAAGCCCGGGAUCCUCGCCUGCGUCCCUCUCUGGGGGCCACCAGGGGGCGCCGCAGCUCCAAUAUUUAACCCAACCAUCUUCUGCAUUAUAGGGUUGAUGUGUUUUUAUAACGGACGCUGAUGUCGAGAGGUGGUCAGUGUAUAGCGCUUACUACAGAUGUGAAUAAAAUAAAAAAACGAAUCAAUCUUUAACUUGUGUGUCAUCACCGAAAUUCACCUGAAAAUCUUUUAAAAAGCUUGGAGACUUUUUAGAGUCACAGAUAGAGAGUCUGUUAUCCGAAUUUCCUGUUACUGUUUAAUGUUUUAUUUUCUUUUUCUUUUUAAAAGAUUACGGUAAAGCUCCUUAUGGUCUUGCAGCAGAAAAAAUCGCACCUGAAAUGAAAUCAGCUUGCCUUCAGUCUUAAUAGAAAGUGAGUGAUCUGGGAUCAGCUUGUUGUGGGAUGCUAUAUAAAAGCCGGCAAUAAUUAUAAAAACGCUUUGACCAUGCCAUUAGAAUCGAGUUCUGUAUCAAUGCAUCAGCAUUUUAAAGCGAUAGCUGUCGUUUUUUCUACUGUAUAUCUGAAUCUUAACCCAGCAACCACAUGAUGAUUUCAUUAAGUGUUGAUUAAAGUCCAGUGUGUGCAUUACAGUGAUUUUCUCACACUGCUUCAUGUCCUGCCUUCCCACUGCUGGGCCCCUGAGCAAGGCCCUUAACCCUCAAAUGUAUAAAAUCAAAUAAAAUGUAAGUCUCUCUGGUUUCCCAUAAUGGCGUAAAAUGUUCAAAGAAUGCAAAUAAAUGAAAUACAUUUAAAGUAGAAUGAACAAAGAUCUGGUAAACCUGUCCUUUAGCACAUUGUACACUCUUUCUCUGACCCACAAGCUGUUCCUAGAUCAGUCCAAAGCUGCUCGACUUUUAUUCCUCUUUCGCUUAUUUUUCAUAUUUCUGUAGCAGCAGAAGGUGACUUAUUUUGUAAUGCAGAAUGAAAACACAAUCUCGCCGUAUAUUAUUCACUCCUGAUUCUGAAGUAUACCGAUUGGACCUGGCACCACAUGGUCAACUGACACGACUCCUGCUCCCCAAAAUGCUAGUGAACCCGAAUGAUGAGGUGUUGAUGACGUCAUGUUUACAAUAGUGUUCUAAAACAGAUAGUGUUGUGAUGUCAUCCAGCGUUCCUUGAGUACAGAGUACCGAGACGGGCGAGUGAAGAUCUCAAAUUGCACUCUUUUACAGAUUUCAUACGGAUCAGUCUGGGCUAAAUCAGUCACCCUACUAAGUAAUAGGCGACCAAGAGUUGUCACUGUAUUACUCUCUGUAGAAUUUUUAGGUUUGUAUUUCCGUCUCGAGGAAAAAAGGAAGUGGUUUACGUCUGGAUUUUGUCCUUGAAUCUUCCUUCUCCUCAUCAAUGGAGUCUGUUAUAUACGUAUGUAUAGAUAUAUUAUACAAUGGGGGGAAAGACAUCGCCAUUCUUUAAUAAAUAA